AUGGGAGGCAGAGGUCGAGGGCAGGCCCCCCGGCUCAAAGCUGAGCAAUUCGGACUGUCCAAGGAGGAUCUGCUCAACAAUAAAGCCCUUCCCGAGGACUUUCCCUCAAGACAACCUACAAUUCCCCCUGAAAAAAUCACAGUAACUGUGAAAAACAUGCUGGAUGUGGGUCUCUCGAUGAAGGAGGAUAUUAAGUGCAGAAUGGAAUCGGGUAAAUUCACACCAUGUUUGGCUUACCCUCUGGAACUGGAUAAAAAGAAGAAAAAGUCACGAAAGAAGACAAAGAGAGGCAGCGCUGUUGACAUUAGCAAACACCUCGAAGAACUGGCAAAGCGAGAGUCAAUCGCUGCGGAAAAUAGCGAUCUAGAAGCGGAAGGAGAAUCAAAUGCUGGCAGCUCUGAUGAGGAGGAGGCAAGAGAUUCUGACGAUUCAAGAGGUUCUGAGAGUGCUGACGAGGAAAUGGACGAAGGAAAUGACUACAACCAAAUGCACGAUGUCGAUGAUGACGAAGACAUGGGUCCUCCGUCAGAUGAUGAAGAGAGGGAGGCGAUGGCUUAAUAACUAAUUUAGUGCAUUGGAGCUAAAUAUAUGUACAUAUAAAAUGGAACUUUGUAUUAAAUACUGAACUUUGAUUCGCAGCAAA
This is a messenger RNA of Neocloeon triangulifer, 643 nucleotides long. Its product is annotated as glutamic acid-rich protein-like. The transcript is spliced from 3 exons. Lineage: Eukaryota; Metazoa; Arthropoda; Insecta; Ephemeroptera; Baetidae. The record is from RefSeq and is a predicted model, not a curated record. The coding region runs from base 1 to 558 and encodes 185 amino acids.